AUGUUGCCAUCGUCGAUUCGCACUCGACACAUCGACUUUGCCCUCUCUGCCCAUCCGCCCUCGUUUCUGACGGCGCUCUGGCGGUGCUACACCGUCACGACAGAGAUGGGCACCUGCAGCGAUUUUGCAGAUGCAAAUUUGACCGUAAUCUUACUGCCAGGUAUCGAGUACCAGGGGGCAUCACGCAAACUGGGGGCCGUCUGGUCCGUGCUUCACAAGUACCUCUGGAUCCUCCCCGAAGUCGAGAUACUUCCCCACGUCGUCGGCUUUGCCCUGCGCGACUCAUGCAUGUGCCAGCUCCUCGUAGCCCAAAAGGCCAAGCCAUAA
Colletotrichum karsti is the source of this 327-nucleotide messenger RNA. RefSeq lists its product as uncharacterized. The transcript has a single exon. The record is from RefSeq and is a predicted model, not a curated record. The coding region runs from base 1 to 327 and encodes 108 amino acids. NCBI's taxonomy places the organism in Eukaryota, Fungi, Ascomycota, Sordariomycetes, Glomerellales, Glomerellaceae.